Molecule: messenger RNA, 5954 nt
Organism: Dermacentor andersoni
Lineage: Eukaryota; Metazoa; Arthropoda; Arachnida; Ixodida; Ixodidae
Product: methionine aminopeptidase 1D, mitochondrial
Biological process (GO): proteolysis
Molecular function (GO): metalloaminopeptidase activity
Source: RefSeq, a predicted model, not a curated record
CAAUUGUUUAUCAUCUGUUUGCAUCUCCGUCUGCUACAGUGGUGUCUGUGGUUUCCGCUGGCCUGUGCUUGCACUGGUGCGGGUUCUUUACGCGAAGCAAUGAAUACGGGCUCACAUUGUAGCUAACUUUUCUCCGCUGCUUGUUCUUUGCACGGCUUCCUGCCUUGGUAGGCUGUUUCGACGAUGGCUUGCAGCGUCGCAAAAACAAGAUACGUAAGACCGCUCUUGAUGCCCCGCUUUACGGCAGCGCUAUUUGCAGAACGCCGAUUACAUCACAACGGUCUUGUAGCGUUGCCAAAGUCACCUCUCUUGUUGACAAGCACCGAUCGUAAUGAGAAGGCCUUGACUCGCCGGAUAACAAACCUAACCCAUGGUGAUCGCUACAGAAAAGGCGGCAUCGGUACACCGAACUACGACGUUAUCACGGAACCAGGCAACGUCAGUCCCAUGCAAUAUGUUCCUGACAGCAUCGCCAAGCCGAGCUACGCCGACAGCGGCAUAGUUGUAGGAGUGCCCAAAGAACUGGAAAUCAAGACCGAAGAACAGGUUGCCCGUAUGCGAGAAUCGUGUCGUCUUGCUAAGAUGGUCCUCAGCCGGGUAUCCAAGCAAGUCAAGGCUGGGGUCACCACAGAUGAGCUGGACAGGUACGCCCACAAGCUGUGCAUCGAGAACAAUGCCUAUCCAUCGCCGCUCAACUACCGUUGGUUCCCGAAGUCUGUGUGUACCUCAGUGAACAAUGUAGCCUGCCACGGAAUCCCAGAUGACAGGCCAUUGCGUGAUGGGGACAUUAUCAGUAUUGAUGUCAGUGUGUUCUAUAAUGGCUACCAUGGAGACUGUGCCGAGACCUUAAUGGUUGGCCACUCUUUGGACGAGAGGGGCAAGGCAUUGGUGCAGACGGCUCGUGAGUGCCUGGAUAGGGCCAUCAGCAUCUGUGGUCCUGGCCAGAAGUUCAGUGAAAUUGGCAGAGUGAUCAGCAUUGUGGCAGCCCAGGCGGGCUUCACAGUCGUGCCUGCAUUCUGCGGCCAUGGCAUCGGUACCUAUUUUCACGGACCGCCUGACAUCUACCACUUUGACAAUGAUGAAAAAGGAGAAAUGCUCGAAGGGCUCGUGUUCACGAUUGAGCCUGUGAUCACAGAAGGAAGCCCCGACAUUGCCAUCAUGGAAGAUGGCUGGACAACCGUCACUGUUGACAACAGUCGUACUGCACAGUUUGAGCACACUGUAUAUAUCUGUAAUGAGGGUGUCGAAGUUUUGACUGUUCUCUGAGAGGUUCAGAAAUAGCAUGUGGUUGUGCAGGAUGUUUUGAGACAUAGCUCUCUGAGCUCAGCCCUGUGGCUGUGAACAAAGCAAGCCAACAUCUAGGUACGUCCUGUAAGAAGUUGCAUGCCACAAAUUUGGGUUCGGGUUGUCAGUGAUAAUCCACCAAAGGCACCUUGAAGAAGUGCUUGCAGCUUGGUGGUUCUUAAAAACAUCCUUUAGUUCUUGCUGAAGUUGAACUCUCGAGACCCAUAACCUUUAACGUCUAGUUUUGAUUUGUGUUCGUAUGGUUCUGGUAGAAAAUACUGAUACUUGUGAUUUCAGAUAACUAGAUUGUGUGCUGGGCACUUUGAACAUUUUUACUGGUUUCAAUUCGGUCACUGGCUGCUGGCAAUUAGUGCUAUGGCAGCGAUUCAAGAAUGUAUCUCAGAUCAGUUAUAGCUGAGAAAUUUCGAUAUGACUUAGGAACGCAGGUGGGCCAUGACCUCACGUUUGAGACCGUCUCCGAGCUUCAGUGCUGUGGGACUUAUACAACCUGAUUGAGCCCCCGAGCAUAGGCUUCUAAAGCAUUGGAGCCUGGCCCUAUGAAAAGACAGCCGGUUCAGCAGCAAAGAACCAGCAGCUAGUUAACUCAGUCUGAAGCACCAACUUGACUGUGCUCAAUUGAUCUCGUUUACGUUCGGUAUUGCCAGGUGGAUGCAGGGCUGUCCAUUGUAGAUAUUUAUUGCGCCUUGGAACUUUGUCAUAAAUGUUAGAUGCAGCGAAACCACAAGUGGUAGUCGAACAGCCCCAAUGUUGCCAGCUUGUUACUUAGAGAAAAACAAUAGUAACUGCACUGUUAGUGGGCACUGUACACAAAGUGGACAUUGCUGCUGUCAGUAAUUGCAACCAGUUUCUCUGUGGGUAAGCACGUUAUUGAAGUAUAGUCAAGACUUCUACAACCACUUGUAUGUUAGGUAGGAAGGCAAAUGAUUUUGGUCACUGACCAAGUAAAAAGAUUGUUUGAUGAUUUGGAACCCAUGCACUUUUCUGGUGAACAGGAAACCUGUAUGAGUCAUCUUUUACCCUCACUCCAGCUUCAACUAACUACAGGCUUGGUCAGUGAUUUUAAUGGUUUGUUUUUCUGACUGCAUUACACCUUUUUAUGUUUUGUGCACCUUUAAAGGGACACUAAAGGCAAAUACUAAGUUGACGUAGACUGUUUAAAUACCAUUCCAGAAACCUCGCAACGCUUGUUUAGCGCCAAGAAAAGACUUAGUUUAUGAGAAAAUUGCAUCUGAAAGGUCCAAAUGCCUUUUUCAAGAUUCAUAUCUCCCGCCACCCAACCAGGGGAUUGGUGACGUUGCAUAUGCCAUCACCACCCUUUGCUGCUGUCAGUGAGUAAAACCCCACCCAAGAGACGACACUACCGAGCCAAGAAAGAGUGGUGGAUUUGCCGCUGCAGCUGCUUUUUGGUAAAGUAGCGUAGACCGUUCGGGCAUCCUGCGACAUCACGUGGAAAUUGAAUUCUCUGCUACUUGCAGUUUGUGCGAGUUUUGCGAGCCAGCAAAACCAGCGCAGCACUACGCGAUAACGAAACUAGUGAAACGUGAAAAUGAAACCUUUCGACUGCCUGCGUCGUUGUCAAGGGUAAUUUCAAUGAGUUCUUUUUUCUCAAGAAUGAAAUAGAACUGAAUAAGUAGCAUUUUAUUUCGUCUUACAAUACAAUACAAGGAUGUUUUUUGCAACAAAUGGCUGAGUAUUAGUGACCGAAUUUAACUGAGGAGUGCUUUUGUCAUCGCGCAAGUGCUUGAAUGUCCCGGGGGAGUCUCUAACCAUGUCCUGCAUUUACCUGAAUUUCUCUAUUAUUAAGGCUCUGUUUGCGAUAAUAUUGACGCCUUGGAGAUUCUCGAGCACUAAUCUGCCACUUUAGCUUGACUUAAUAUUUGCCUUUAGUGUCCCUUUGAUGAUCACUUCUGGCAGAAGGAACAACUUCCGCAAACAGUUUUGGGAAUUUCUGAUCUUAGUGUAUGUUUUGCAUCUGUUUGCCACUAUAAUAAUGGAAAAAGUUCAAUAACAUUACUGUGGAACACUUCAAUCAUGCUUUUGAUCAAUACAUGUAGAUGCAAAAUGAAGUAACCUGUAAUCCAUAUUAACUGGCAGCUUGCUUCCAAUUGACAGUAUGGUUAGCUUUGGAUAACUUCUUACUUCCUCACACCAGAAAAUGUCAGUGCACUACAAAAUUUCAAAUGGUGGAACUUCUUAACAAGAUCAUCACAGAUUUACUACAUGAGCCUUGUUAAUGAUUAUUUUCACAGGGCAACUAAGCAAUAUCCUCUCUAUGCACAUUUCCUUUUUCAACCACAAUAGUCACGAGUUACUACAUUUAAGUCAUAUGUACAGUUACACGGUAUUGCUGUUAGGACAAAACUGUGCACAUUAUUGACAGCAAAAUUCCAAAGUAGAUCAUAGUCCUACUACUAAUUGUGGUCCUUGUAAACAUGAAACACAGAAACAUUGUAUUUGAUAAUUUCUCAUGAACAAGAGAAACGUAAUGGGUACUUGUUGUGAGACAGUCACACAUCAUUUGUUUAUCAUAGACUCUGAGAAUUACCAGUAAUAUUGCAUCAGCAUCAACUGGUAAGCAAUAGUGCUUUUAGUUUAAACUAGGAGUGUUCGGACUAUUAUUGUCGUUUAGACAUUCUUUUUUCUUCUUUAACUUAUUUGCAUUUGGAACUUUUCCUUUUGACAUGGGAAACUGAUAAAUUGACCUACUUUGCUUAAGUGAGUGAUGUGAUACCCACCCAAUCACAUUUUCCUUUCUUUUUUCUUUCAGUACACACUGCAUUUAGAUUUGAGUGUGCUUCUUUGUGCUUCGCUAUCACUUUUUACACUCAAAUAUGAUCGUCCUUAACCCUCAGGUACCAUCUGUUUGUUCUUAAGGACAAGAGUAUAUUUGUUUGAAAAAAAAAAAAAUGAUAUCACUGUCAUGUCUUUCUCUGCGCUGUUGCCUACUUGAACUCCUCGCCUACCCACCUACUUAAAAAUUGCCCAUGAGCCCCAUGAUCUCCGUUACAACAAUUUCAUAUUGCUGUGCAUGCAUUGCGUUACUUUUCAUCAGUAUUUUUGCUUUCACCAAAGCGUCGCUGUUACUAGUUAUCGCUCUCACAAAUGAUGUGCUUGCUGUACCAGAACCAUUGUGAAUGUUUCUGAAUGUUCACAUCAGUAGUGAACUGGGCCCGAUAUAUUCGGAUUGUGUGCAUGUUGUGUGUAUAUCCUUAUACUGAGUGAGCAACAUCGACAUCUCUAGAAUGUACAGUAAUACAUCCGCAGUGACCUGCAUUUUUGCCUUAGAAAGCUUUAAAAAAAAUGAUUUUGCAUUUACCACUGUUUUGAUUUUGCUUAGAUUUCACAACAGCAAUAUCACCUUUCAUAGUCUGGGUCAUUCAGUGCAAUACUUGACGCUUGUAGUUGCCUGGUUUCUCAAGAAAAAUAAUGUCAAGUCACCUUUGUCUUAACCAUUUGUCUGGACCACCCGUGAUAAGUGACGUCAACCAAAACACAAAAACUGUGCCAUUGCCUGAUUGCUUCUGGCCUCUGCACUUUGACAAAGCAUAAUGUUCAAGGUCUGUUUCCAUUACUCGGUGGGGGAAUGCAGUAUGCGAAGAGCGAAGAUGAAGGCAACUUCACAUUUUUGUCUUGAAAGAAAUAGCAGCAAGUGUUAUAUUGGGUGACGUGGACUAUAAAGUGUGAUUUUAUUGCGUACUUAAGCAGCUACAAAGCAAAAGUAAGUGCGAAGUCUCUUUUUUUUAUGUUUUAAAGGAAAGAAUGCAGGUGACUGUGUAAUUAACAGGGAGACACGAACAGUGUGAUUUGACUGCACGAUGAUUGACCGUGCCCACCUUAGGUAUUACGACCUCUGUUACUUUCAUUUCUGGGGUCAAUUUUGGCUAGCAUGUGUGCCUGUGCACUGUCACUGUCUCAUAACGAUGUUAUCAUAUGGAGGCAUGGAUUUUCAUACAGGACCCAUAUGACUAUGUGAUUAUUGAAUAUGGAGGUUACAAAGCUCAGGUUCCUUUCUUUAAAGGGGUCCUGAUCAAAACCUUGAUGCUGCUUUGUCCUCAAAAUAAGACACUCAACUUGAGCUGUUUCAGGUGUCUGUUAACAUUUUUAUGUGCUUAACUGUUUUGUUAGCACACCUAUUCAAAUCGAAUAACCAGUGAGUGACUAUUUCCAUUGUGGAUUUUAGUAUGUCAGUACCGUUUUUUGGAUAUAUAGCACUAUCCAGUAAGUAGCCCAGGAAAGAGGCUUUCAGGAUCAGUUAGGAUUUUGUUUCCACAACAGAAAUGUGAUUUUCAAUACAAUAUUUUGGCAACCUGAGGUGUGUAUGUUGUCAUAAAGAUUUGCUUUUCACUGUUUCCAAAAGAAAAUGCGUGCAGCUCGUUAUUACAGCGCAUCAACAUCAAAUCUUUGUGAUCAGAGUAUCAGCAGUAAGUCCAAGGACAACAUUAAAUCAUUAUAUUUACUAUCUCACAAUACUAAAGUCUCAUAAUUAAAACAAAAUAUUAGCAGCUGCCAGCCGGUAAGUUAACAUUUCAACUCUGACCGGUUUCAUUUCUUUGAAGUGCACUUCAAAAGGUCAGCCGCAUGUCUAUCAUGCAGAACUUGAUAUUUUCAUGAUGUUUAGAACAGUGGAAUGAAAGUUUCAGAAAAGCGCC